AUACACACGUAAACGAAGUUGGAGAGGGAUUGAUUGAUUUUUGCCUAAAGCACGUUGACAAUUUUAUUUUAUAUUGUCCAAUUAUUGAUGUGUUUGCAGGAAUUGUCCGCGAAAUGAGUUCUUCGAAGGUGACUGAACUGGUGCUGAAGAAGAAACAUCCACUCUAACUUUUUGAUUGGUAAAUUUGUGCAAAUCAAACAUUUACUGUCGGUAUUGAAAACUCCGGAAGUUGGACCGUCGCUUACCGUGUGCGGUGCCAACUGCUACCCGGCUGGAGGAGCUCAAGUCCCCGUGGUGGUAUCGGGGUCGAUGCGGUACCUGAGGAACUGCGAGUGCGGAGUUCCGGGAAAUGUGUAACGUUAGCUACGGUGAAGUAAAACAAAACACUUCUGAUUAAACCUUGUGCAAACACCUUGUUUAUGAGGUGACCGUUCCAGCAGCCUAAUCGGCCCCACACCCUACCACAAUGUCACCAGCAAAGACGCGUGACCCCAGGUCCUACAUCCAGGCCACCCCUCUGACUCUACCCUCCCACCAAGGGGAGUACAUCUUGGCCCGCUCGGACACCCAAUACAGGUCCAACUGUGCUGCGCCGUCCAAGGAGGAAAUCUUCAAGGAGAACUAUGCAAGACGGCUGCAACAGAUGAAGGAGCAAGGCUAUCAGUCAGUCAACCACAAGCCAUACAAGUUACUAGGGGAACCACUCCACCUAAAAGAAAAGAAGUUAAUCCUUCAUGCGCUCGGACAGGAAACAGCCCAAUCAGAGGAUUCGUCAGGGAGUUGCUCGGACGAAGAAGGCGAUGAGGACAAAGAGAAGAAGGAGGGCGCCCUCAUGCAGCAACAAGCCGAGAACAAACCGCCGCAGAGGAAAUUUGUCUUCCGUCGGAAUCACAAGAAUAAGAAGUCACUGAACAAAGAAAUAUCAUCUGCAAGAAAAAUGGUGAACUGGGUGAAACUUGGACAUGGCGUAUUCACAACAAUACGGAAAGAAGAUGAAGACAGGCUGAAUGCAGAGGAAAUCAAGAAGUUGCAGGAUGCGGAGAGGAGGCGGCGAGAAUGGCAGCCUCCCAAUGAGGAUAGCUCAGAUGAGGACACAGAUGAUGAACUAGCCAGGGAUGAAGACAUCAGCAUCUUCCUCACCUCAUCCAGCAGUGACGGCAAGAAAGAAGUCUCCUUCUCCCGGUCCGAGACUCACCUCUACACCCCGGCGUCCCGAACCCCCUCCCCACCCCGGCCUCACGAACCCCCCUCCCCACCCCGGCCUCCCGAUCCCCCCUCAGACCCUACCCCCUCCACCCUUAUAGGAGACCAGAGUGGGGCGACUACCCCGGCCAAGUCCAUCCUGAGCUCCUCCUCGUCUCCCGUGGUCCGCAGGAGGCGAAAGAAGAAAAAUACAGAGCCCCCUCGGCCGUACACCCCGAUACGGUCCAACAUUAACGUGGAUAGUGAAGACGAGGGCAGAGCUAACAGGGAUGCAAUAUUUCGUCAGCUGUGCGUACUGAAUUGGAUCCUAGAGGCUAUGAUGACUGAGCCCCCGGCCGCCAUGGAACCCAUCACUAAAUGCUGGAACAUCAGAUACAAAGAUCUUAGGCAGAACACCUUUUGCAAGACGACGAUGAGAGAUAAACGGCGAGAGAAGUUGGUGGAUACGCGGUGGCAUUCAUUCGUUUCUAACCCCGGAGCUGGACAUCUGAAAUCUCGUGUUAAUACCAACAAGACCUCCCUCUACGGCCCCAACCUGACCACCUCCAUGUCCUAUGUCCGCCAACCUCGCCGGGGAUCCAGCACCAUGGCCCUUGGGCAGGCCAAGGCCGCCUCGGCCAUCAGCCAGUCAGCCAAUCAGAGCAGCGCUGACAGCACGCCCAGGAGAGACGAGGACGGGACAGGGAAACGAGAAAACUUGAGAGAGCUCGGCAAAACUACGAGCACAUGGAAGAUGCUGGACGACAUCAACGAGAGUGCCUCAAUGGUCGGCAAGAAUGAAGAUAACGAUGAUGCAGCAUCGAGACGGGGACCCAGACAAGACAGGUCUCCUUCCAUCGUCAGUGAGCGCAGUGGUAGCGCUACCUCAUCCAGUCAGAGAACUGUCACUAAAGGACCAACGCUGUCGCAAAAGCAUCUUGAAGAGAGAGAUCAGAAAGUGGGCAAACCCCGCGAGAGACAGAUACACACCUGGGUGGCCACAACCAACAGGAAACUACGCACAAUGAGUGCGCCACCUAAGAGCGAGUUUAAACCAAUCUUCCCGAGUCGCAAGCACGCCCACCUGCCCUCAGAGCUCCGUAGUCGCUUUGCCGACGUCACAGAGGAUAAGGCCCUCAUACUCCACGACAAGUUGGAAGUUCUUGAAAAGAAGAAGCUGUGGAGAAGCGAGGAGAAAUUCCGAGCCAUUCAGACCAAUCUUCACAUCAGCGCCCAGCUGGAGCGCAUGAAGGAUGCGGCCAGGGAUAACGAGGAGUCCGCUGAAGAGAAGAUGAGGAAGAAACGAGUCGAAGAAGAAAGCAAAUGGUUCCAGGAGUUGACGUCGCGUCUCCCCAGCUACGUCUUCAGUGACAUGGCCUGCGCUGCGUUGCUGGACAAGCUACAGGGUAUGGGCAUCAUUGAGAGCCGUAAGAUAACCCCGCAGAAGUUCCUGAACGUCUUGACGGGGCUGAAGCCGUGGGAGCUGUGCCUUCCCGAGGUCAGCGCUGCCGUCGAGUUUGUCCGUGAGCGAGUUGUCCUGAUGUCGGUGGAGGAAUUUGAGGCGUGGUAUCAACACGAGAUUCCGGGAAUCAGCCGAUCGCAGAGUGCUCCUCCGAACACUUUCCCGACCUAACCCAGGCGUCACUGCCAUGACUCUAGAUCAAUCUGGGCAUGUUUCUGGACAGACUAUUGUGUUAACUUGGUCCAGUUAACGUGAUCUGGUUGGUACGGCUAGCUUGGUCCUUGUUACCUUGGUCCGUGUUACCAUGGUCAGUGUGACCUUGGUCGGUGUUACCAUGGUCCGUGUUACCAUGGUCAGUGUUACCAUGGUCAGUGUUACCUUGGUCCGUGUUACCAUGGUCCGUGUUACCAUGGUCCGUGUUACCAUGGUCCGUGUUACCAUGGUCCGUGUUACCAUGGUCCGUGUUACCACGGUCAGUGUUACCUUGGUCCGUGUUACCAUGGUAAGUGUUACCUUGGUCCGUGUUACCUUGGUCCGUGUUACCUUGGUCCGUGUUACCUUGCUCCGUGUUACCUUGGUCUGUUUUAACUUGGUCCAAGUUAACUUGGUUUGGUUAAACUUGGUCGGUGUUAACUUCAAUUGGUUUGGUUAACUUGGUCCGUGUUACCUUGGUCAGGUUAUUAGCUUGGUCCGUGUUAACCUGAUUCAGUUAACUUGGUCUGAGUUAACUUAAUUGAUCUGGUUGACUCGGUCUGUGUUAACUUGCUCUGGUUAAAUAGGUCUGUGUUAACUUGCUCUGGUUAACUUGGUCCGUGUUACCUUGGUCAGGUUAUUAACUUGGUCCGUGUUAACUUGAUUCGGUUAACUUGGUCUGAACUUAAUUGAUCUGGUUGACUCGGUCAGUGUUAUAACUUGCUCUGGUUAAAUAGGUCUGUGUUAACUUGCUCUGGUUAACUUGGUCCGUGUUCACUCGCUCUGGUUAAAUCGGUCCGUGUUAAGUUGCUCUGGUUAAAUUGGUCUGUGUUAACUUGCUCUGGUUAAAUUGGUUUGUGUUAACUUGCUCUGGUUGACUUGGUCCGUGUCACUAUCCAAACCGUGCAACUAUCCUUUGAGUGCCACUUGAACAAAUUAUUGGUUUUAUAAGACUGAUAAAUAAGACUUUGAUAAAUGGGGUAGUAUUUCUGGAAGCUAAUACUGAACUAAAUAAAUUCAAGUACAUUUUGUGAAUCAUCUUUGAAAAAAGAAAACAUUUUCACUAAUUACAUGUAGAAACAGCAUUUAAUUCCAAACUUUGUAAAUAAAAAAAAUAUUUUUAUAUAGUAUACUUGUAUAUUGUAUUUUCAUUGGAAAAUUACACAUGCAACAGUUUACAUGCGUCCGUUGAUAUGUAAUUAAUUUUAUGUGAUCAUUACUUGUCAGCUGACGCUGGGUUAUGGUGGCCCAUGAAGAACAAAUUUAAUAGUGCUAAUUUCAAACGGUUCAUUGGUUUUUGCAGCUUUUUGUUUUUGUCAUUAUUUUUUUUGUCAAUAUUUGUUUAAAUACAGAACAAAAUUUUCAGAGCAGGAAGAAUUUGAGCCUUAAUUUAAACUUUAUAUGAACAAUCUGUUUUUUCAUGUUCAUGUAUUUCUAAUUUUGAAUUCAGAGUGUGCUACAAAGAUGUAUAAAUUGUAAAUAAAGCUCUUUGAAUGAAAGAAA
Molecule: messenger RNA, 4339 nt
Organism: Patiria miniata (bat star)
Lineage: Eukaryota; Metazoa; Echinodermata; Asteroidea; Valvatida; Asterinidae
Product: coiled-coil domain-containing protein 60-like
Exons: 18
Coding region: 467-2815 (782 amino acids)
Source: RefSeq, a predicted model, not a curated record